Rana temporaria (common frog) is the source of this 5754-nucleotide messenger RNA. It is a transcript of the gene ABI3BP, whose product is annotated as ABI family member 3 binding protein. Gene Ontology annotation, biological process: extracellular matrix organization; positive regulation of cell-substrate adhesion. Gene Ontology annotation, molecular function: protein binding. The record is from RefSeq and is a predicted model, not a curated record. Bases 103 to 4815 code for a protein of 1570 amino acids. NCBI's taxonomy places the organism in Eukaryota, Metazoa, Chordata, Amphibia, Anura, Ranidae. The transcript has 56 exons.
CCCCUGUCACUGGAAGGAGAGAAGUUUAAACUCAGCUACCUUGCUGAGUGUUUCAUAGCAGCAUCUAUCUAUCUCAUUGUGCUGGCUGGGGGACUUGGGAUCAUGAUUUCAAGGGUCUUUUUCCUGUUUCUCUUUGGAGUUAUAGCUGCACAUCUUGGAUAUGCACAGAAGCUGCCAAAAGUAAAGAAACCGAACAUGAAGGUGUACAUCAACAUUACCAGAGACACACUAACUAUGAAAUUCCAUCGUCCAAACCAAAGCAUCAAGUUGGAGGGUUUUAUUCUUGGAUAUGGCAGCAAUUAUUUCACAAACCAGUAUAUUCAGUGGCCAGAUAAUGGGAAGUCAUUUAUCACAGAUGUUGAGGCAGAGGCAAGAUAUUUAAUAGCUGUGAAGCCAAAUGAAAAUCAUAAGACUUGCAAAGAAAAGAAUUCAUCUCAGAAACCUCUUCAACUUGUCAUUGGCACUCUGACACCUACAUCUGUGUAUCUCUCAUGGGGAAUUCUUAUAAAUCCACAAGUUGACUGGUCUGCUCUCAGCAAAUGCCCGAAUGACAGAUUUUACACAGUUCGCUACAGAGAAAAAAAUAAGGACUGGAAUUUCCAGCUUUGUCCUACAACUGAAACCGUAGUCGACAAUCUAAAGCCAAACACUGCAUAUGAAUUUUGUGUGAAAGAUAACUCAGAUGAUGAAAUAUGGAGUAAACCUCAAAAUCACAAGACUAGUCCGAAAGGUAAAGAAAAUGGGAAUAUAGAAAAUACAUACAAAAUUCCAAAAGGCACUUUACAGUAUGCCUCGGAAGACACAAAGGCUCUCAUUCCAGUGAUGGUAGUUAAACAAGGUUUUCAAAAUAUUACUAAAUCGACAGCUGCGCCUCCACCAACAGUACAAAGUACAGUCUUCAGGGAAAAGACAAAAAGACCACCUUUGACCACUACAAGGCCACCAACGCCUAAACCAAAACCAGCUUCCAAAGUAACUGAGUCCCUUCCAGUUCCUAAAACCUCGGAAAAAACUAUUGCAGAAGAUCCCAAACCAGCAGUAACAAGCCAAACCAUUGUGGAAUCUUUCACUCCAGAUUCAUCAACUGGUACCCUAGAAUGGGUCCGAGCCGCAUCGCCUACAAUAUCACCAGUUUCAUUUACAAAAGAACUCCCAAUUCUACAGCCAGAGACUGUACUGGCAAGUGAUGAGCUGGCUACUUACGUGCCUCAACCAAUGACAAUUUCACACAUAAUACCUGAUGUACCAGAGUCUAAUGAUGUACAACACGUGAGCACUGGUAUGCCUAUUAAACUGCACACAACGUCUGGUAAAGGGAUGCGUCCUAAAUCAACUCUAAAAGUGUCAAAAUUGAGUACACACUUACCUUUCCACAAACACACAACUACCAUAGUGGCUUUAUUGCCAGGAGAUGUACCAGAGUCUAUUGAUGUACAACAAGUGAACACUGAUAUGCCUAUUAAACUGCACACAACUUCUGGUAAAGGGAAGCAUCCUAAAUCAACUCUAGUGUCAAAAUUGAGUACAAACUUGCCUUUCCAAAAGCACACAAUUGCCAUAGCAGGUGAGGAGCCGAUAUCCAGUGAAGUUCCACAGCUCCAAAGCUCCACAGUGAGCAGUGAUUUACUUCCAGAGCCACCCAGGACCAUAGCGGGAGAUGUACCUGAGUCUAAUGAUGUACCACAAGUGAGCACUGGCAUUCCUAUUAAACUGCGCACAACAUCUGGUAAAGGGAUGCAUCCUAAAUCAACUCUAGUGUCAAAAUUGAGUACACACUUGCCUUACCAAAAGCACACUUCUACCAUAGGAGAUGUACCAGAAUCUAUUGAUGUACAACAAGUGAGCACUGAUAUGCCUAUUAAACUGGGCACAACUUCUUAUAAAGGCAUGCGUCCUAAAUCAACUCUAGUGUCAAAAUUGAGUACACACUUGCCUUUCCAAAAGCAUACAUCUACCAUAGCCUCACCUACAAUAUUCCCAGUUUCAUUUACAAAGGAACUUCCAAUUGUACAGACUGUACUGGCAAGUGAACCACUGGCUACUUACGUGCCUCAACCAAUCACAAUUUUACACAUAAUGCCUGCAGGUGAGGAGUCGAUAUCCAGUGAAGUUCCACAGCUCCAAAGCUCCACAGUGAGCAGUCAUUUACUUCCAGAGCCACCCAGGACCAUAGCGGGUAAAGGGAUGCAUCCUAAAACAACUCUAGUGUCAAAAUUGAGUACACACUUGCCUUUCCAAAAGCACAAAACUACCAUAGCUGCAAAAAUGAAACCUAUUUAUGGUCCCACUACAAUAUCCAGUUUGGAGAAGACACACACUUACCAUGCAACCACAAGCCAAUUUAUCCCAGGCAAACAAAGCACCAUGUCCUCUAAAACUCACAAAAAACCCACUGAAUUUAUUGGAAAUCCUAGUGUUGUUACCACACCGAAAAUCAUUGUUAAGACUACAGUACAGCAUCCCAUGCCUGUUCCAAAUGAAAUUUUAUCAUUUCAUCCAAAACCUGUCCCUAGCACUGAGGCACCAGAAUCUGAAGCUGACAGCACACUGCCAGAGUCUAAAAUAAUUACAACAGAUGCACCUCAUAUAUAUGAACCAGAAAAAACUACUUUAGCUUCCGAUGGUCACUUCGUUGUUCAGAAGCACACAUCAACAGCCAAGUCACAUACCGCAAUUGCGUAUCGGACUACAACCACAUCUUUUUCAACUAAUACUCCCACUACUUCCCAAAGGACACAAUCUACUCUGGCAUCAAAGAAACAAGGGGUUUCUCCUGCACAACCUAAAAUUCCAUUGCCAAAAAAGACACAAACUACAACUGUUCCAGACAAAACUCAAAAAAUUCCCCACAAAAAGGACCACUCAACUGUGGGCCCAACCCCACAAACUGGUAAAACUGAAAAAGAUGUUUCUUCUAAACCUCACAAAACAUCUCAAAGUCCACCAACAACUGCUGUGCCAAAACCAGCACAAACCGCAAAGAUGCCAAUAAACCUGAUUAGACUUCAUAUAUAUCCGGAUCCAGCACUUCCAAGUGUGCAAAGUGAAACACAAACCACUGCACCUCCAAUCCCUAAAACAACUCAGUCAAAUAAAAUACCGCAGUCAAAACCUGCUCCCAAAACCAUAAAGAAAGUACCUAUACAUGUUAUUAGCAUCCAGAUCUUUGACGAGCCAGAUGUACCCAUGGUUCUUAACACCACAUUGCCUCCUCAUUCCACAACAACACAGAGACCAGAAACCCCCCAUACCACUCCUGUUCCUGUGCAAAAAGUCCCACAACCAAUUACCCAAAAACCCAAAUCAUCUCCUCGGACCCGUACAAAGCCUGCUCCUACUGCAGCACCUAAGGAAACUACUACUUUGCCUAAAAUUCCACAUGUGACUGCUGCAGCAACGUUGGCUACCUAUAGAGUGCAGCAUAGCUCUUCUAGACCAAGGACAUCACUUAGACCAAGAACCCGACCCGGCUCAGCACAGAAUGGAACAACUCAAGGAUCAACUGGAGACUUCAACUGGGUGCCUGGCACAAUCCCAGGUGGAAGAGUUUUAGAUAGUACUAAACUUCUUGGUGUGAGCAGAAAUAUUUCAAUGGAACCAAACAACACUGGAAAAAAAACUUUUUCAGUUUCUUCACCACCUUUGCCCCCAGUGAAACCAACUUCCUUACGUAGAAGAAUUCAGUAUAACAAUGUAACAGGGAGACCGAGAGUCACAGUAUCUUCACCACCACUACCUCCUGUGAAACCAACCACCGUUCGCAGGAGACCACCUACUAAUGUUACAGCUAGACCAAUUCCCCCAGGAUGUGUUCUGAUAUCACGUGCUUCUUCAGCUCCCAAGCUCAACUGUACAGUGGUAUAUAUAAAACCACCAAAGGUGCAGCCAACCUUGCCUGCUACAGACGAAGACUUUGUGGAUCCGACUGUAUUCAAUAUAUCUCCAAAAUCAGAUGUUGAUACACUGGGCAAACCCAGAUUUACAGGACCACAUGUAAAGUACAUAAACAAAGAAGAUAAUAUACCCUGCUCCAUCACAGAGUCUCUUAAAUACUUCCCAACAGAAGAGAGUACCAACCAGGACAUUACAGCUCCUCCCCAGAACCCUCCUAGUAAUCUUACUGUUGUGACUGUAGAGGGGUGUCCAUCCUUUGUUAUUUUGGACUGGGGAAUGCCUGAUAAUGACACAGCUACUGAGUUUACAGUUAUUUCAACAGAAAAUGGAGCACCUGGAGGAAAGAAUCAGUCAAUCAUAACUACAAAUCAGACAUAUUCUACAGUAGAAAAUUUGAAGCCAGACACCAAAUAUGAUUUCAAAGUGGUACCAACAAAUCCUCUCGGUGAGGGUCCAGCCAGUGUAACAGUGGAAUUUAGCACAGAAUCAGCUGAUCCAAGAGUGAGUGAGCCAGUUUCAGCAGGAAAAGAUGCAAUCUGGACAGAAAUAAGAUUUAAGUCAGACUCCUAUUCAGAAUGCAGAGGGAAGCAAUAUGUGAAGAGGACGUGGUAUAAGAAAUUUGUUGGAAUUCAGCUGUGUAACUCUCUAAGAUAUAAGAUUUACCUCAGCAACUCUCUUACAGGCACCUUUUACAAUAUAGGAGAUCAGUCUGGAUAUGGUGAGGACCAUUGCCAGUUUGUUGACUCAUUUCUUGAUGGGAGAACAGGACAGCGAAUUUUGCCAGAGCAGCUGACAGACAGAAAAGGAUUUUACAGAUCAGUACGCCAGCAGCCAGUAGAAUUUGGGGAUAUAGGAGGUCGAACACACACCAGCUAUGUCCAUUGGUAUGAAUGUGGAAUAGCAAUACCUGGAAAGUGGUAAGAAGGCUUCCACGACAGAUUCAUGGACUCACUUCAACUGCCAUCAUCGUUUCUAUAGAGAAUGCGCUAGCUUCAGUCUACUCAUUACCUUCGUGUCUACUAAUGUAAAAUAUGUAUGAAAUCUUUCAAGCAAUUUAUUUUAUUAUGGAGAUAACAGACUGCUUCCAUAUUUAUCAAGAUUAAUACUAAGGAUAUUGUUUUCAUAGGAUAAAAUCUCGGGAAGCUGGCUCCCUGGUUUUGGUAUUUUAAGAAGAGCAGUGUAUGUUAUUUAUCAGUGUUGUAAGAAAUAUUUUGAUGCAAAUUUCUAUUCAAUAUACAGUAUUCUUGAAAUUAAGUUUAAUUGAGAACGCGGUAAUCUUCAUCUAGCUUCAUCGUAAUUUAAUUUAUUUUACUGAAAAAAAUAAAAAAGUGUGGUUUGCAAUUAACCACACGAGGACCUUAUUCCUUUUACUGUAUUUCAUGAAAACAAUAUUUAAAAACAUAGAUUUUAUAACCAGCACUGGGGACUAUACCUAGUAACUGGAUGUUUUGGAAUGGGUAUGAAAAUCCAUGAAAUAUAUGCAGGAAACUUUGAAACUGAGCUGGAGAGUAUAAUACAGCAGAUGUUUCCAUUGCUGUAAAUAUAUGUCAGUCAUUAAAACGUCUCCCUCUGAGCCAUACCCACAUUGUGGAUACAGUAAAUGGACUGACGAUUCAUUCUAAUGAGGCAGGUACUUAAUUGUGUUCAUUUGGUGCAAGGUUCCAUUUUCUUUUUUUCCGGCAAAAAUGUAUUUUUAAAAAUUAACAUAAGCAUGUGAUUUAUAAAUAGAUGUGUAAUUAACUUUCUACAGAAUGUACAGUAUAUCCAAUACAUCUUUAUUUCAAAAAGCUUCAAAGUUUUGUAUCUGAGAAAAGCCUUAUAUGACCUCUACAAUAAAGACAUCGAUUUUGUUUUUUAUCA